Messenger RNA from Cyanistes caeruleus (blue tit), 1227 nucleotides. NCBI's taxonomy places the organism in Eukaryota, Metazoa, Chordata, Aves, Passeriformes, Paridae. The record is from RefSeq and is a predicted model, not a curated record.
AGGUUCCCGAGCGAUGGGUUCCUGCUCCUGGCCUUGCUGCUUUACGCCCCCGUGGGGCUCUGCCUGCUCGUCUUGCGCGUCUUCAUCGGCGUCCACGUGUUCCUGGUCAGCUGCGCCCUGCCCGACAGCGUGGUGCGCCGGUUCAUUGUCCGUGUGAUGUGCUCCGUGCUGGGGUUGCUGGUGCGUCAGAGCGACCCUCGGCUGCGUGGGGCUGGCACCAGGGUCUUCAUUGCCAACCACGUCACCCCCUUCGACCACAACGUUGUCAGCCUGCUCACCUCCUGCAACACGCCUGCCCUGAGCGGUGCCUCAGGGUUCAUCUGCUGGUCCCGGGGAUUCAUGGAGCUGGGAGUGACAGGCAGCCGUGCAGAGCUGGUGGAUUCCCUGAAGGAAUACUCAGCCCACCAAGGGAACCCACCACUGCUGCUGUUCCCAGAGGAGGCGGCCACCAACGGCAGGGCCGGGCUGCUCCGCUUCAGCUCCUGGCCCUUCUCCAUCCUGGAUGAGGUCCAGCCCGUUGCCCUGCAGGUCCGGAGGCCGUUGGUGGCUGUGAGUGUGGCUGACUCCUCCUGGAUCUCAGAGCUGCUCUGGACCUUCUUCGUUCCCUUCACAGUUUAUCAAGUAAGGUGGAUGCCGUCUGUCCCCAGACAAGCAGAUGAGCGGAGUGAGGACUUUGCGCUCCGAGUUCAGGAGCUCUUGGCCAUGGAGCUGGGUGUGGUAUCCACACGGAUCACCGCUGCUGACAGGACCGAGCACAUGAAGAGGCUGAGACACACAUCACGGCUGCCCUUUGCCCCAGCCUCGAGCCAGCGCCCGGCAGCCCGGCCCAGGGUGCCCCCCAGCCUGCCUGGGGGUGCUCCCGAGGACGUGAGGGUCGUGGCCAUGGCACAGCAGGUCAAGGAGGUGCUGCCUCACGUGCCCUUGGAGGUCAUCAGGACUGACCUGGUCCAAACCAAUUGUGUGGACACCACCAUUGCCAACUUGCUGGAGGGGAGAGUUUCUUUCUUCCCUGAGAGUAAAGAGACUGAAGACCUGCCUGCCCCGUCUACCUCCCAGGCUGCAGCUGCUUCUGGCAUCCAGGGCUCUGUGGCUGCGCCUUCUUCCAAGCCGGCUACAAAGCAGUUUGCAAAGUCCCCCGUGGAGCGUCACCUGUCCUUGCAGGAGAGAAAACGAGCCUUGUAUGACUAUGCCAGGAGGCGGUUCGCUGAGAAGCACGGCGUGGCAAGG